GUCGAUAUUUUUGUUAAUGCUGUAAAAAUUUCUUGACCCGUUAAAGGUGAUCUUUCAAGAAAACCCUUACUUGGUUUAUGUUCUUCAGGGGUUUACUUAUACACUUCGUUCCACAAAAUUCGUGAAUGUUAUUCCUUAACAUGGUAUAAGCGCAUUUCGGGGUGCCUACGGUUAGAAUAAUCUUUGAUCAAGAACUGUAAGAGGAUUUUCGGCUGCGGGGAGAGAGAUGGCAGGUGGUAGCAGGGAGGAGGACUUAGCUGGUGCUUCAGUGAGGUUGAUGAAUUUUGUAUCGGAAAAUCAGUUGGAAGAAUCAAAGCGAACCCGCGGGGCUCGGGUUGAAGAUGGUACUGCCCAAAGAGAUAGAUCCCUGUACGAGGUCAUGCUGUCAUUUGUCUGGUUUUUUAAGUAAAUAAGCUACCAGUACAAAAUACUUGAAUGCAGUCCAUGUAGCAGCAGCAAUCCAUUGUUUGCCUUACCUAAUUUAAUCUUGAAGUUAGAUUGAUUUUGGCUGCUCAAAACUUCUCUCCAAUUACAACUUACAGGUAUUACAGGAGAACAAGGACAAAAAGGAUGCAGAAUUCAACGAACGCAUCAAGCAUAGGCCACCCAAAGCUCUAGAUGAGGAAGAAAUGGAGUUUCUUGAUAAACUUGAGGAGUCGAGGCGGGAAUAUGAAAAACAACUUAUUCACGAGGAAGAAAGGCAACUACAAACUUUCCAAGCAGCAGUUGCUGCACAGUCUGCAUUUGUCCACGAGAUCAAAGAAACACCAAUAGCUCCUAAAAUUCAGGAACAAAGAACAGCCAGUUCUGCGAGGAAGAACCCUUCUGCCAAACCGUUGGGAAUUAUGAUUAAGGUUAAGCCACCAGCAAAGAAAGCUAAAAUGGAUAUCACAAAUUCUGAAGCUCCUGUUUUGGCUGGGACAACUUCCCAUGGUGAUCUCAAAGAGUUGGAGGGAUAUGUGAAGACUCCACUUGUUCAUACCGACAACACUGAGUCUGUUUCCAAAAGUAGCUUAGUACAAUAUAGCGAUGAAAGUGAUGAUGAGUAGUUUAGUUGUUCAGAUGGAAUUUGGCGAUCUUAACUUGUGAUCUUACACAACUAAUAUUUCUUCCAGUAUUUGUGAUUUUAAUUCUAAUCUGGAAAUAGGUACUGCCACCCCUGUACAGUGUCC
Messenger RNA from Cuscuta europaea, 1172 nucleotides. The record is from the annotation of a GenBank genome assembly. Lineage: Eukaryota; Viridiplantae; Streptophyta; Magnoliopsida; Solanales; Convolvulaceae.